AUGAACGAGGGCAACCAAGUGACGAUCUACAAGUACACCGGUGAGCCCGUGGCCAAGAUCGAGUUCAAGCCCGACAAAAUCGAGGCUCGCCACGAAGACACCGGAGCUGGAGCGAGGACGAAGACGCAAGCGCUGCUCUAUGCUGCCAAAUGGCGGCCAGAUGGGAAGAAGGCACAUGAGGAUCGCCCUGCCAGCCCUCCGCGAGAUGGCGAGAAAAGGCCCAAAG
Molecule: messenger RNA, 226 nt
Organism: Symbiodinium sp. CCMP2456
Lineage: Eukaryota; Dinophyceae; Suessiales; Symbiodiniaceae
Source: the annotation of a GenBank genome assembly